CGCGGAGGAGAAGGCGGCGGCGCUGCUGAGAGGGGGGGGCGGCCCCGCCCGGAGAUGGGGAUUCUCAGCAUCACGGACCAGCCUCCUCUGGUCCAAGCCAUUUUUAACCGUGAUAUAGAGGAGGUACGGUCAUUACUGAGUCAGAAGGAGAAUAUCAAUGUGUUGGACCAAGAGAGACGAACCCCUUUGCACGCAGCUGCAUACUUAGGGGACACCUCUAUUGUUGAACUCCUAAUACUAUCAGGUGCUAACGUCAAUGCAAAGGACACUCUUUGGCUAACCCCGUUACACCGUGCUGCAGCUUCUCGUAAUGAGAAAGCACUUAACCUCCUCCUAAAGCACUCGGCAGACAUCAAUGCUCGUGACAAGUAUUGGCAAACACCACUGCAUGUUGCUGCUGCCAACAGAGCAACCAAGUGUGCUGAGACCAUCAUCCCACUGCUUAGUAAUGUUAAUGUGGCAGACCGCACUGGCCGCACAGCACUGCACCAUGCUGUACACAGUGGGCACCUUGAGAUGGUAAACUUGCUCUUAAAUAGAGGGGCCAAUCUGAGCACAUGUGACAAGAAGGAGAGACAGCCAAUACAUUGGGCAGCCUUUCUGGGGCAUUUGGAAGUGUUGAAGCUACUGGUAGCCCGUGGAGCUGACAUCACGUGCAAGGACAAAAAGGGUUACACACUGCUACACACAGCAGCAGCCAGCGGCCAGAUUGAAGUUGUGAAACAUCUGCUGAGGCUUGGAGUUGAGAUUGAUGAACCAAAUUCCUUUGGCAACACUGCACUUCACAUUGCCUGUUACAUGGGCCAGGAUGCCGUGGCGAAUGAACUGGUCAACUACGGCGCCAAUGUCAAUCAGCCCAAUGAAAAGGGCUUUACCCCCCUGCACUUUGCUGCCGUCUCCACCAACGGAGCCCUGUGCCUGGAACUUCUUGUCAAUAAUGGAGCUGAUGUGAACUUUCAGAGUAAAGAAGGGAAGAGUCCUUUGCACAUGGCUGCCAUUCAUGGACGGUUUACACGCUCUCAGAUUCUUAUACAAAAUGGCAGUGAGAUUGACUGCGCUGAUAAAUAUGGCAAUACCCCCCUUCACGUUGCUGCUAGAUAUGGCCACGAGCUGCUAAUUAGUACUUUGAUGACGAAUGGUGCUGACACUGCAAGGCGUGGGAUCCACGACAUGUUCCCUCUGCACUUAGCUGUUCUCUUUGGAUUCUCAGACUGUUGUCGUAAGCUACUUUCCUCAGGUCAGUUGUACAGCAUUGUCUCCUCACUCAGCAACGAGCAUGUGCUGUCUGCAGGCUUUGAUAUCAAUACGCCAGAUAACCUCGGGAGGACCUGCCUCCAUGCUGCUGCUUCCGGAGGGAAUGUUGAAUGUCUUAACUUGCUGUUGAGCAGUGGAGCUGACUUGAGGAGGAGAGAUAAGUUUGGAAGGACUCCUUUGCACUAUGCAGCUGCAAAUGGCAGCUAUCAGUGUACGGUGACAUUAGUCACUGCCGGAGCCAGUAUUAAUGAAGCUGACUGUAAAGGCUGCACCCCCUUACAUUAUGCUGCUGCUUCAGACACUUACAGGAGAGCUGAGACUCAUUCAGGAAACAGCCAUGACACUGAUGAAGAGCCGCUGAAAGAGUCACGACUGAAGGAGGCCAUCUUUUGUUUAGAGUUCUUAUUGGAUAAUGGUGCUGACCCCUCUCUCCGAGACAAACAGGGAUACACUGCUGUCCAUUACGCAGCUGCCUAUGGCAACCGACAGAACCUUGAGUUGCUCCUGGAAAUGUCGUUUAACUGCCUGGACGAUGUGGAAAGCACCAUUCCAGUCAGCCCUUUGCACUUAGCUGCCUAUAAUGGUCACUGUGAAGCCCUGAAGACGCUUGCCGAAACCCUGGUGAACCUGGAUGUGCGGGACCACAAAGGGCGGACGGCUUUGUAUCUUGCCACAGAGAGGGGCUCUACGGAGUGCGUGGAGGUGCUCACCAGCCAUGGUGCUUCUGCUCUUGUGAAGGAGAAAAAGAAGAAGUGGACACCCCUCCAUGCUGCUGCUGCCUAUGGGAACACAGAUUCCCUGCAUCUUCUCAUUGAUAGUGGGGAGAGAGUCGACAUCACUGAUGUCAUGGACAUCCAUGGACAGACCCCAUUGAUGUUGGCAAUCAUGAAUGGCCAUGUAGAUUGUGUCCAUCUCUUACUAGAGAAGGGAUCCACAGUGGACGCAGCAGACAGAAGAGGCAGGACCGCACUGCACCGAGGGGCUGUUACUGGCUGUGAAGACUGCCUUGCAGCACUGCUGGACCAUGAUGCCUUUGUAUUGUGUCGGGAUUUCAAGGGCCGGACCCCGAUUCAUUUUGCCUCGGUGUGUGGGCAUUCUGAAAUCCUGAGGACCUUGCUGCAGGCAGCGCUCUCUACUGACCCUCUGGACUCUGUAGUGGACUAUAGUGGCUAUUCACCAAUGCACUGGGCUUCAUACAGUGGGCAUGAAGAUUGUCUUGAAUUGUUACUUGAACACAAUCCAUUUGCAUACCUAGAAGGAAACCCCUUUACUCCAUUGCACUGUGCAGUAAUUAACAACCAGGAUGGCACUGCUGAGAUGCUUGUUGAAGCAUUGGGUGCCAAGAUUGUUAAUAGCAGAGAUGCCAAAGGAAGGACCCCCCUUCACGCUGCUGCCUUUGCAGACAACAUCCAUGGUUUACAAUUGCUUUUGCAACACCAGGCUGAGGUAGAUGGAACUGACCAAUUGGGGAGGACCCCUCUUAUGAUGGCUGCUGAAAAUGGCCAGACGGCAGCAGUUGAGUUCCUGCUGUACAGAGCAAAAGCAGAUCUAACUGUGCUGGAUGUCAACAAGAACACAGCUCUUCACCUGGCCUGCAGUAAGGGUCAUGAAAAGUGUGCCUUGUUGAUUCUGGGGGAAACCCAAGACCUUGGCCUUAUCAAUGCAACAAACAGUGCUCUACAGAUGCCACUCCAUAUUGCAGCUCGAAACGGAUUGGCCUCUGUUGUCCAGGCUCUGCUGAGCAGAGGUGCCACUGUGCUUGCUGUGGAUGAAGAAGGUAUGCAUCAUUCACAUCUGGAAGCUCAAGGCCAUACCCCAGCCUUGGCUUGUGCCCCCAACAAAGACGUUGCUGACUGCCUGGCACUUAUCCUUUCCACCAUGAAGCCUUUUCCACCUAAAGACGCCAUCAGCCCUUUCAGCUUCAACCUCCUCAAGAACUGCGGCAUUGCUGCCAAGACAGCCGCCUGCAGCUCCCUGCCCAACGGGAACAGCUGCCCUUACACCAAGGAUAGGCACAAUGCCAUCGGCUUAGAUGGCUGUUAUUCGGAAUAGCUUAAAAAAAAAACAAUGAUGGGUGAUCUAGUAUCUCUUCUAUUUAUUUAGGAAUUCUAUCAAUAUAGGACACUUUAAAGGAGAACAAGACUGGGAACGGGCCUUGUAAAAGGUCCUAGGAACCAAAAAAAAAGGAAAGAGAGAGAGAGAGAGAAAAAAAAAACCCUAGAGAAAAUGAUCUCAGCUUCUGCAUCCUACCUAGAUACUUGCUUUGACCACUAGCAUUUCUUUUGCUAUCACAAUUAACAAAAAGAAGUGUGGAUUUCCAAACAGAUUUGCCCUCUUAAGGCGGUUUUUUUUUGUGUUCAAAAUUACUCUGUGAAGCUUUAAAACAAAAUCUGCUUGCAUUCUUCUUUCCCUUGCUGUUUGCCAAAGGGUAUAUUGCCCGGUUCUUCGGCGUUCCAAUGUUUUUAAACAACCCACCUUUUUCAGUCCAAUUCCUCAAGGCUUGAUGCUCCGAGUGAAGAGCCAAUUAAAUUUACUUUAAAAUUUACUUUAAAUGCAUGGGGUUGUGGCAGCAGCCAAAGGACCCAAAUUUGAUCAUCUAGAUCAGCUUAACUGUGUCUCCCACACUUCCCCUCUGUCAGGCCACCUUAUCAUUUGGCAUCAUUUUUCUCUGGGCCCCUCAAGAGCAUAAAAAAAUAAUUCCGAGGGUCCCAGCAGUAUAGGCAGGGAGCAGAAGCCUGAAUUGCUGCUGCUGUUGCUUUUUAUUUUGCAUUUUGAAAUGAGGACAGGGAGGUUGAUCAAGGAGGGACCGCCAAGAAGGGUAGCAGCUGCUGGCAAAGUGCCACUAUCAUUGCUUCUUCCCCCAGGGUAACUUUUGUUUGUUCGUUAGUUUGUUGUGCUCGCCCUUUUUGAUUCCAGUGAAAAACACUUGAACUGAGAACUACUGUACCUGGCUACUCUGAUACUUUAGGCAGCUCAUAGUCCCCAAAUGCUGUUGCCCAACCAACGUGGUUCCUCUUUAAAAAAAAAAACUUGUGUAUGCGCUGCCAGAAUUACCCCAACCACAUCAGGCACUUUAGGGAUCUUCUGUUUUUGGAGGCUGGGUUUUUUUGUUUUGUUUUGUUUUGUUUUGUUUUGGGGGGGAGACGGAAGAUUAUCGGGGUUGCAAAAUGUUGGAUCCCCAAAAAGAAUUUCUUUUGUGGUUCCCCCUGCCCCCCUCCCGUCUCUGUGUUCUGCAGUGUUUCCCAUUAGACAAGUCAGUGUUGCCUAAAAAAGUUAUUGAUAAAGAAGCAAGCAUUUUAUCUUUUGAAAAAUAGCAAAAAGGAAAGAAAAAAGAAAAAAAAGCUUUCUGCAAGGAGAACAAUGCACUUCAGAAUCUUACAAUCCUACAUUUGUAUUUAUAAUUUUCCCCACUAGAAUAACAUCCAGAAGAUUUCAUUAGAGUGUGUGUGUGUGUGUGUAUGUCUCUGUCCAUCCAUCCAUAUGUGGGGCUAGUAUGAGAGUGUAUUUUUUAAUUUUAAAAUUCCUAUUUAUUACACAUUUGAGCGUGUGCACUGUUUUUUCUUUCUUUUUGUACUGUAAACUAUCAUGUGUAGAAACUAACAAAAAAAAGAUUACCAUAUUGCAAAGUAUGUUCAAAGCCAAAGAUUGGGAUGUAGCAAUCAAAUGAAAGCUGCUGGGGCAAAACGUUUAUGACCUAAUAAUCUUUCCCAUCGCUUUCCCAGUCCUGCAGAGCUGCGGUAGGCUUGGGACUGCGUCUAGCAGAACAUUUGAAUUUUCAGAAUGAACUAUUCCAUCUUUCAAAGAGAAGAGUUGAAUCGGAAGUGAGAAAAGAUAAUGAUGAAAUAAUAAGUGUAGACAAGAGACAAAUCCCUUCCUUUUGGCACUGUUUGAAUUUACCAAAGCCAAAUUCCUACAGCCAAAUGACACAGCCACUAUCUUGCCCCUUGCCAAACAGUGCAUUUUUUAAAUGAUAUGAUCACUUUGUUUUUCCUCUCUUUUUAUGGAGCCUUCCUCUGCCCCUAUCCCCCCCACACCCAGCCUCCCUCCCCCCCUUACGGCUUUCUCAGAGAUUUAUUACAUGCCAUUUGAGAUCAGUUAUUCUAAGCAUUUGCUGAAUUAUUUUGUUUGUUUCCUGCAUAUGGAUAGAUUGCAAAAAUAAAAUAAAAAUUGGGGGCCUUAAAAGGUAGUGAAUUCUAGUCUUCAAACAAACCUAACAAUGUCCUUUGACUAAGCCUUCUGCAGAGACUAGGGCACUACUAGCUUAGCUGUUUCUUCUUUCUUUGAUGCCCAAGGAAUCUUAAUAAAUCUUUUCAUUUUGCAGCUGCAGGGUAAUGAGCGUAUUAAAAGUUUCAAUGCACUUGCCAAAAAAGCACAGCGGACAGCCUGUUGCAGAUUGGCCAUUAAUGUUUUCACUGCACUAUGGUUGGGUUACUUUUCUCUGCCCUCAGUUACUCCACAUUCUCUACCUUGAAAGAAAGUGUUAACCUUUCUACACCAAAUACCUCACUGUUGGAAUAGAAAUGAACAAAACUUGAAUUAAAGAUUCCUCUUCUCCCCCGUCCCCCACUUUUUGACGAGAAAGGUCCUUUUCAGCAUCCUGUAGGUGGAGAGCUGAAAACAAAACAAAACAAAAAACAAACCAACCACUUGUUUACAUUUUAUUAGGUACUAGCAAUUUACUUCUUUCAAAUUGCCUAAUUUUAUUUUUAGCCUUCUAAGCGCAACACCCCCCCUCCCCCAAUAGAAGGGCAAAGAGGGCAUAAGUUGGGAGCGCCAAAGUAAGUGGUGAAGCCACUCUUGGUCAUUGUUUGAUUUCUUUUCAAGGGCUAAAUGAAUAAUCCUCUAAAGGCAGAAACUGGACGGAGACAUUUGUAGGAAAAUGGGUGGGGGAAAUCCAGUGUUCCUUGCAGUGCUGAGAACUAGGGAGCCUUCAGGUAUUCUGUCUCUUUCCACAGGUGCAAUGGUUUAAACCCGGGAGGGGGGUGGCGGUGUCCAAUCUUGGCAAACUUUUAAGACUUGUGGACUUCAACUCUCAGUAUUCCUCAGCCAAUUCUGGGAGUUGAAGUCCACAGGUCUGUAUUCAUCCCAAACCAUGGCUUUGUGGCCUGGAGGAAUGUGGGCUCAUUUUGAAAUCCUAGCAGUUUGUUCUUAUAGGAGAGAAAAACCCAUUCUCCUCCCUCCCCUUUUUUUUUACACUUAAUGUGCAUUGAAUUAUAGUUGCUUCUGUAGCAGUUUUUGGAAAUGAAUAUAGCUUGAAUGGUUUACAAUUUCUA
Molecule: messenger RNA, 6527 nt
Organism: Thamnophis sirtalis
Lineage: Eukaryota; Metazoa; Chordata; Lepidosauria; Squamata; Natricidae
Gene: ANKRD52
Product: ankyrin repeat domain 52
Molecular function (GO): protein binding
Source: RefSeq, a predicted model, not a curated record